AUGAAUCCAACUAUUAACAAUCCACGUUCCCCAUUCACCCGUUCGCGGGGUAUUUUCGGAUCCAUGGGAUCCUUCGACUUUACCGAGCAGCAGCAGCAGCAGCCGGAGCUGCAGGUCCCCCCCGAAGGUUCCGGCGACAAGAAUGGACUCAAUGCGAUGCCCUUCCUAGGCCAAAUCCACACCAGUCCUCUGCUGUCCCGCCCAAUGGGUCCAAUAGUUCGCUCACACCCCCCCACCAUCCCUCCGAUAGGGGAUUCAGAUGGAUUCAAUGCUGUGCCACAGAUGGCAUCGAUGGGACCACCGCCCGUGUUGAGCUCCCUCUGGACAGGCGGCGCUUCUCCGGACAGCCGCGGAGACUACUACGACGGCCCGCACGAAGAGUACUCCGACGGCCGCUACGAUGGCGACUACGAGGGCGAUUACUCGAUGCCUACCGAGGAGGAUCAAGAGGAGGUGUCGUGCUCCUGUCAGAGCCAGACCUGUCAGAGCCAGAGCGAGUUCAGGAGUGGGAGGAGCUCUCCGACGGCCCUUCCCACAGGGUCUCCCCGCUGGAGUCCCUCGGCGCAGUCGCGCUCUCCACAAUGCAGCCGGAGCACCUCCGCUGUGGUCAAGGUCGUGCUGCUGGUGCUACAGAUGCUGUGCUGCGCGGUGUUCUGGCUGGUCGAGAAGACCGUGGGCAUCAACGAAACCGUCGGCUCGACGGGCCUCCGAUUGUGGAACAGCAAGUUCAAGCUGCGCACCAUCCAGCGCCAGUUGCUGUGGCGCAUGGCUAAUGCCCGGGGCGUGCUCAUGACCACGCCCUGGCUGUUCUUCAUCAACCUCCUGGGAUUCAUCCUGUCCCUGGCGGCGCUCCUGAAGAAGACCGUCAAGGAGCUGGUGUUCCAGAUACGUCUGCACCUCGUGCUCUAG
Messenger RNA from Drosophila persimilis, 909 nucleotides. RefSeq lists its product as uncharacterized. The transcript has 3 exons. Lineage: Eukaryota; Metazoa; Arthropoda; Insecta; Diptera; Drosophilidae. The coding region runs from base 1 to 909 and encodes 302 amino acids. The record is from RefSeq and is a predicted model, not a curated record.